CUGCUGCUGCAGCAGAUGCUGGCCUGGCCUGGCCUGGGCAUGGGCCUGACCUGCUUGGCAACAAUAUGGCAUUUGUCAGUGAUUUCGUUUGCUGGCUGCUGUACUUGGUCAUUGCCAAAAUUUUCGGCUGCCCCCCGUCUCCGUUGCCGUCGUCGUCUUCCAAACCUGUCCCAACUGCAUCGUGCUUGUGCCGCCCUGCCUUCGCCCCCUCGUCCAGUUGGUAACAUAUGAAAACUGUUUGGCAGCAGGAUUUUCGCCUUACUUGUUCCGAAGUCAGUCAGAGAGUCAAAGUAAGAAGUGGCGGCGGCGACGGCGGGCAAGCGUCAGUGUCUUUGUUCAGUUGUUCGUUCCAUUUACAUAUAUGCCAAUGCAGCCAGGCUCCGGGGCACCGCGAUAUAUCCAGUUUGUGGUGCAGAGAUAUGUGCAUAUACUCGCAUACGUACGAGCAGUAUAAUGCACAGAUAUCUGGCGGCACAGCGGCGCUGUGUGUACGACUGUGAAACUCAUGCGGUGCGGAUCGAGUCGGAGCAACAGCAGCAGCCCACGUUCAUAGACUCCGACAUGGAAUCAGCGCUGGAUGUGCUCUCCAGAGCGGCGACCAUGGUCCAGAACAAUGCGAGCGAGAUGCGAGUGACGUCAAAGGAGCUGCCAACUACCAAAUGGAGGCGCGAUCGCCGCCAGCGUACCGCCGAGUACCAGGUUCACGAUGCCGGCAGCAGCGACAGGGAGCGGGAUCGGGAUCGGGAGGAGCGUGAUAUGGACAGCCCCAUUGACAUGUCGGUGACGUCGGGGUCGGGCUCCGGCUCGGGGGCACUGAAGCUUCAUCAGAAUCGGGCCUCGCCGCCGCCACCCUACCGCGAGCCACUGCCGGGCACCAACUACGCUGCCAACAGCCGACCCAGCGUCAUCACCCAGGCACCGCCAAAGCGGGAGGUGCCCGAGCCGGCCCACUCCUCAGAGAACGUGGCCAUGUGCGACAUUGAUGAGCACUUCCGUCGCUCGCUGGGCAAGGACUACGCGGCUCUCUUUGCCAAGAAGUCGCCAACGCCCACACCCACGCCCACGCCCUCGCCCAGUGGAACGCCUAUGCAGCAGAUAUCGCCUCUGGCCUAUGGACCUGCACCGCCAUCAGCAGGCGCUGGAGCAGGAACAGGAGCAGCAGCAGCAGCUGCUCCUCUUCUAUACCAGCAACAUCGCUCGCCACUGCAUAAGCCAGGGCUGGCCAUGAUGCAUUCGCCCACGCUGCGAUCGGAGCCAGAGUCGCCGCAGCUGGAGUUGCCGCCGCCGCAGGAGGAACCGCUGCCGCUCUCACUGCAUCGUUCACCGACUCCACCGUCGCCGUCACCGUUGCCGUCACAGCCACCACAAUCAGCAACAACUGCUCCCAGCCAGGCACUGGACACAUCGGUGACUGCCAAGCGAGCACUGGACACACUGCAUCACACGCCGCCCAGGUACAACACUCCGCCACCGCCGCCAGCGUACGGCAGCGUCCCAGCCUCUACGCCAACGCCGACUCCAACACCGACCCCGACGCCAACUCCAACGCAGAUUCCCACUGCCAGCAGCACCCCCACGAUGCCGGCGAUCAUACGCGUGAAGGCCGAGCCGGGGCUGGCAGCUGUGGCCGCCUCCUCGACGCAGACGCCACCCGCCUCGCCCACCUCGUCCACGAACAUUUCGAUAUUCACCAAGACUGAAGCCUCCGUCGACGAUCACUUUGCCAAGGCGCUGGGCGAGACCUGGAAGAAGCUUCAGGGUGGCCACAAGGACUAGGGGCAAGGACGAGCAGCGACUACACACCGAUCCCGAUCCUCACCCAGAUCCAACUCAAGAGCUGUUUUUUAUUAUAAAUAUUUCAAAACUACACAAUUAACGUUUAAAGAUCUCAUGACAUGACGAUGUGAAAGGAAAUUCUUCAACUGCGAGUGUAUUACAAUAUGUUUCUGAUAAUGAUUUUAUUGAAUAUUGAAUAUUGAUAGCGGUUAUAUACGGAUAUAUAAUGAUACGGACGAUGAUAUAUGAUUUACGAUGAUCCAUGAUCUAUGAUUUAUGUGUAUGGAAAACUGUGUAUACGUACAAGCGACAAAAUUUUGUAUUCUUAAUGCUUAGUUGGUAGAGACUAAUCCUUAAUAAUAUACACCUAAUACAAUUAAGUGAAAAUCCUACAAAUAAUAUAUAUAUUAUUGCUUACAAAUCCAAAUG
Drosophila obscura is the source of this 2205-nucleotide messenger RNA. It is a transcript of the gene Tgi, whose product is annotated as extensin. Gene Ontology annotation, molecular function: transcription coactivator binding. The coding region runs from base 454 to 1776 and encodes 440 amino acids. The transcript is spliced from 4 exons. Gene Ontology annotation, biological process: negative regulation of DNA-templated transcription. The record is from RefSeq and is a predicted model, not a curated record. Lineage: Eukaryota; Metazoa; Arthropoda; Insecta; Diptera; Drosophilidae.